This is a messenger RNA of Lineus longissimus, 4027 nucleotides long. Its product is annotated as peptidyl-prolyl cis-trans isomerase G-like. Bases 261 to 3656 code for a protein of 1131 amino acids. Gene Ontology annotation, biological process: protein folding; protein peptidyl-prolyl isomerization. The transcript has 17 exons. The record is from RefSeq and is a predicted model, not a curated record. Gene Ontology annotation, molecular function: peptidyl-prolyl cis-trans isomerase activity. Lineage: Eukaryota; Metazoa; Nemertea; Pilidiophora; Heteronemertea; Lineidae. Gene Ontology annotation, cellular component: intracellular membrane-bounded organelle.
CAUCUCAGCUGGAUGGCGUGGCCAUGCUUGUUCUAUCGUUCCGAUACACUAACAUAUGAAUUCUGCACAGUGGAAUAGCAGUUUCUUCCACAUGAUUGCAUGCACUUGACUCUGCUUAUGACGUGAUCAUUCCAAUUUUGUCCCUGAAUUGGAUUUUUUCUUGAGGAAUUCUGACUGUAUUCUGAAAGCAUCUUGCCUAUUCACCAAAGGUUACAUUGUAUGUAGAAUAUUAGGAGUUCUGACUGUAUCAAAACUCACUGAUGGCUGUUAAGUCUGUCUCCAUGCAGUCAGAAUCAAAAGUGAGGAUGGCUGCCAAUGAAAAAGAGGAUAUCGAUGUGGCCAUGCCUCGCCCCGGUUUGCGCCCGAGGUGCUUCUUUGAUAUAGAGAUUGUAGGACAAACGCGUGGCCGGGUUGUAUUCGAGCUUUUUGCAGAUAUUUGUCCAAAAACAUGUGACAACUUCCGGGCAUUAUGUAGUGGUGAGAUGGGUAUCAGUAAAAUCAGUGGUAAACCACUCCACUUUAAAGGUGCCCCGUUUCAUAGGAUUGUUAAAAACUUCAUGAUACAAGGUGGAGACUUCACAAGCGGAGAUGGAACAGGAGGGGAAUCAAUGUAUGGAAAAACUUUUCCUGAUGAGAGUUUUGAACUUAACCACGAUCGUGACAUGCUUCUUUCCAUGGCAAAUCGAGGCAAAGAUACCAAUGGAUCCCAGUUCUUUAUAACCACACAGCCAGCGCCACAUCUUGAUGGUAUCCAUGUUGUGUUUGGCCAGGUGCUCCAAGGCCAAGCUCUCGUGAAACAGAUCGAAAAUCAGAAAGUUGACAGCAACAGUCGACCAUACAAUGAUGUCAUCAUCGUUAACUGUGGGGAAUUGGUGCCACAGAAGAGAAAGAGUCGGCCAAAGAAAAGGAAACCCUCGGUGUCACUGUCAGAAGACACAAGCUCGAGCGAGUCUGAAUCAAGUUCUGAUUCGGAUUCAGACACGAGCGAUUCAGAGACUGAUUCGAUUGAAAGAAUGAAGAAACAACGACGGAAAGCAAAGAAGUUGAAAGUGAAACGGAAGUUGGAGAAGAAAGGGAAGAAGAAGAAGAAGAAGUUAAAAAAGAGAGGGGGCAGUUCCAGUGAGAGUGAGGAGGACGGUCGCCUAAAGCCAAAAUAUCAUAGCACAGUGCGCCCCGAUGAGAUACCAGAUAUUCCUAGACCGAGGUUCCUGUAUCGAGGUAGCCCCCAACGCAGGUCUGAUGAUGAAGGGCGAAGGUCACCACCUCCCAGGUAUGGGCGUCGUCGGUCGCCAGAAAGAGUGCCGUACAACUCCAGAGAAUUUAUGUCCAAGUCUGGCCGGCGCAUCAAAGGAAGAGGGACUAUUCGUUAUCGCACACCAACCAGAUCCAGCAGCAGAGAGCGUAGUGCAACUCCACCGCAUUGGCGUCGUGAACAAGAGAAGCUGCGCCAUCUGGAUAGGCGAGCAAGAUUCGCGCAGGAUGACGAUCGAUGGCUGAAGGGAGAUAAACUGCGGGGAACUAACCAGCAGGGAAACACGAUCAUAUCGCGUAAACUACGGGCACAGAUGGCGGAGAGUUUCAGGAGGGGAGAGUAUGAUGAUGAUGAGAUACCAAGACCUGGAAAGCCAAGAUCUAUCGACUUGGGUAGCAAAGCUGAUGCAAGACUCGAACGCAAACUCCGGAGAAAGGAGAAGAAGUUAAAAAAGAAGCUGAAAAAGGAAAAGAAACAUGCCAAAAAGCGCCGUAAGCAGCAGGGAUCAGAAUCAGAAGUCGAUGUGUCGUCACCGGAGCCACCAAUGUACCGGGAACCAGGUCGUCAAAGGCAACCAGGACCGGUUUCCAUGUCGCCAAUGCAUACCGAUCCUCGUUCUCGACAGCAGGAAAGAGAAUUAGAAUGGGAACGGGAAGAGGUUGAAUUCAGCAGAAGUCGGCAAAUCAAGUCGCCUUCAGUGUCCGAUGGGUCGCCACCUAUAGAGCAGAGUGAAACUAACGGUAGAAAUGGUCGUUCGAGGUCACUGUCUCCACUUGUGAGGGAAGAGGACCCAUACGGAGGGAAAAAGGGCAUGAAAUCGUUCCAAAUCAAAACGAGCAAAAAGGAGCCAAAAGUUUUGAAAGACGACGGUAAACGUACCAUGUUUCAGGAUCAGAGCAGUAGCGAACGCAGCUCAAGGUCAAGGUCACCGAGUCCGAAACGACGCAGUCGGUUUGAAGAGGCGGAGGAGGAGCUUUCACCGUCAAAUCCGUUGAGUCGUCUAGCGAAGAUUAAGCCGAUAACUAUGGAACCAACUGCUCCUGCUAUGGUCUCCGUUCUACCGCGUGGGGAUUCAGAGAGCCCCCCUCCCACUCACUGGAAGCCUGGACAGAAAACAUGGCGGCCCAAGAGAGAAAUCAUCAGGAAGGAAAUUGAAAGAAGACUACGCACGGUGGGCACCAAGAAGGACAAAGAUCCAGAGUUACCAAGGACACGUUCACCAUCUCCAGAAGAUGAGAUAAUGUCAGCCAGCUCAGAGCAGAGUGGUGACGACGGGCCUCUGGGCGAUCCCAUGAAAUUUCUCAGCAAUAUUCAAGGAUAUGGGUCCCUUGUUCCACCUGGUGGUGAGAAUGAGCACUCAAGGAGUCCAGGAUUGUCGUGGUCUGGCCUUGUGAAACAUGACCAGCCGCAGAGUUCGGAGCCUGAACCACUCAAGGUGAAAAAGGCACUGGUCAGUAAAUGGGAGCCACCCGAGGAACCAGACGAUGGUGAAAUUAUAGAGGAACCCGAUGGGAUGGUCCAACUGGAACCACCUGCCAAAGUCUUCUUGAUCAAGACACCCCCAUUGCCAGAUAUCUCACAGAUCGCAGUCGAGAAUCAGCUCAUAUUAAGAAAAUCUGACAUUGGUGGUGCUAUUACGAAAUCAAACCUGCCGCCAAAAGUUAGCGCCUCUACGCCGAUGGUUCCAAGGAACAUUGCCAUGGCGCAGAAGUCACAGUCAGGCCAGCUACAGAAAUCUCCAGGGCACGUUCCUAAGCCUCCGUCGACACCUCCCAGAACUCCCGCUGAGGCGUCAAGACCGCCUCUGCCUAUUCAGCCUCCUCUGCCGAUAUCCCAACCUCCCAAGCCACCAGGUCUGCCUGUACCGCCAAAACUGCCACCAAGACCGCCAGCGGAGCCGCCUAAACCAUCAUCAGGUCUGCCAACCAGACUCCAUGGGUUGCCACCAAAGCCGCUUGCUGAGAGAAUCGGUGCCUUACCUCAGAGGCCGACGAGCAGAAAUAUGAGGACGCGACCUCGUUCUCGUUCAAAGUCAAGAUCUAGGUCACGGUCAUAUUCACGAAGUCGGUCAAGGUCGGGGCGCCUCACACCACCACAUCGCCGGAGAAGUUACAGUCACUCAUCACGCAGUUACAGCCGGUCUGUCAGUCGGUCACCAAGGAGACGACAUUCGUAUUCCCGCAGCACGUCAAGGUCAAAGUCAAGAAGUCCUCGCCGAUCUCGGGACAGAUAUCGCAGGUCACGUACAACGUCAACAAGCAGGAGUCGGUCUCCAGGAGGGCGGAGAGAUAGUCGCAGUGUCAGUAGGUCAUAUUCGAGGAGUUCAAGGUCUUAUUCUAGAAGUAGGUCAAGGUCUCAUAGCCCAAGGAGGCGCCGAUAUUCAAGUGACUCUUAUUCUAAUUGAUCCAGGAAUAUGUUUUAUAUGAACUGACCACUCCGUGCUUGGUUGUUAAUAUGUGGCAAUCUUGUUUAAAAAUGGAGGCGAUAUCAUGUGAAUCAAAUGAACCAAUCUCACAGAAGUAAUCUCUAAAAGAAUAGAAAUGUGUAAAUCUGUGAAUCAUAGUAGGCCCUAUCUGUGAAUCUAUGUUUUAUCUUCAUGAAAUCCAUCCAGUCCUGGAUAUUGAAUGAUGAGGUUUUGAUUGAAAACAUUGCUAUCAUCACAAUUUUCUGUCUCAUGUAAAGCUCUAAAGAUGCAUUUAUCUGACAAAUGUUUUGUAUUUCUGUGACUGUGGUAGAUGGUGUGGUAUUUUAGUUCAAUAAACUCAUUCAGAUGAA